AUGUUACCUCAAGCCUCAAGCAACAGGGUGUUUCGAUCAGAAGCCGUGUAUUUUGUUUGCAAGCUGGACCGCUCCAGCCAGUACAGCCGCAGCAGCUGCAGCGACUUCGACCACCUCGGCACCACCAGCAACGGCGGUCGCGCCGCCGUCUACGAGACCCCGCGCGACCGCGACCUCGACCUCGCCAAGGAGAUGCGCACACAGAAGUUCCUCGUCGCCGUCGUGACAGCGUUCGGCCUUUGUUUGUGUCCGCUGAUGAUCCUGCGAUUGGCCCGAUUGGCGCUCAUCGAGACCUACGACAACAGCGGCCAUUUCGACGUCACUUACGCCAUCUUCGUGUGGAUCGCGUUCGCGCCCACUUGCGCGACGCCAAUGAUGUUCGCCGCCUGGCAGAUGUCUGGGUCGCGCAUGGACAGGCUGCGCGGCUACUUCCGCUUCAGCGACCGCAAGUCGCGCCGCCACUCCAGCGACACGGUAACUACGACGGCGACGGGGACGCCGGCGCUGGCCGCCCGUCCGCCGCCGCGACGCCUCCCGCGCGACCUGCCGCCGCCGGAAGAGGGAGGAGCCUCCGACUCGUACGGCUCGCCGCACGAGACGAGCCCGACCUGA
This is a messenger RNA of Phaedon cochleariae (mustard beetle), 612 nucleotides long. NCBI's taxonomy places the organism in Eukaryota, Metazoa, Arthropoda, Insecta, Coleoptera, Chrysomelidae. The record is from the annotation of a GenBank genome assembly.